AUGACGAGCAACGCGUCUUCCACGUUCUAUUCCUCUUCCUUGUUGGAUGGAGCCUUCUCUUUUGCAGAAAAGACAUUCAUGACAAAGAAGGCAAGGAUUGCCCAUUUUCCCCUUAGUGCCAGUGGUCUCCAGUGCGGAUUUCCCGGCCAGCCUGCCAACGGCUGGAUCAUCAAUAACGCCACCAUCUACUUCUACCGGGACUUGGCCACGUACCAAUGCGCGGAUGGGUUCGUCCUCUUCGGGUGGAGUCAGCGGAUGUGCUUGGAGAAUGGGACGUGGAGUGGGACGCUGCCCACGUGCGGGACGUACCAAGCGUUCACGGUGUUCGUGGUCGACGUUCGGGAGGAGAAGCCGGUGCUGUACGAGGAGUGCGUGAGGUUCUCGGGCAUCUUCCCCUAUGACAAUACGAUGUUCAGAUGCAACGGGGGGCUGGGGACGCCGGGGCAAAUCGUCUACAUCAGGGACGACCGGCAGACGCAGGAGCACCUGGGGCUCUGCGAGGUCCAGGUCUUCGCCUAUCAAGAAUGGAUGUCAUGUGGAGACCCCGAGCAGCCGAUAUACAGCAAUGUGAACUGGACGGAGAACCAAGCUCAUUACUCCUGCCUCCCCGGCUUCACCUUGAAGGGGGAGACGGUGCGGAACUGCCUGGCUGACGGGCAAUGGUCAUCCUCGCCUCCGACGUGUGUCGAGCAAGAGUGCGAGGCGCCGGUGCAGAUCGAGAAUGGGUUCUUGCGCGACCCCGUCUUCAAAGGCAGAUACGUGUUCGGGCUUCGGUCCAUCUACGAGUGUAACCCUGGGUUUCUUCUCUUCGGAAAUGCCACGAUGACCUGCGGUCCUCUUGGGGUAUGGUCCGGGUCUGUGCCGCAGUGCAAGAAGGUGCAGUGUCCAGCUCCACCGUCAUUCGCGAAUGCGAGAUUGAUCCUUUCCGACGGAUCCGCCGAAUGGAAGGCCGUUGCUGUUUAUCGAUGUGAUCCUGGAUUCAUCCUACCGGAUGGCGGAAGGGAGGUGAAGUCCCGAUGUAUCGACUCGGGGGAGUGGGAGUCGGUCGUGGUGGACUGCAUGAGCGAGACGCUGGAGGACCGAGGAGGGAGUUUGGAGACGGAGGUGCGCCGCACGCACAAGGACCACAAGAGUGCAGAGUUCAACUUGGCCCGUGGGAAGGCGAUCCAACAGAAUCUGAUGUUAUGGAAUUAUCGAUCGGAUCUGGCCGUGGACGGAGACCCGGAAACGUGCUCGUACAAACUGAGGGAAACGGAUUCCUCGAGGUGGUGGCUGGUGAAACUGGGACGAAGGCACAAUAUUGCCUCCGUCGGCAUCCGUAUCAAGCAAGGGACGUACCAAGCGUUCACGGUAUUCGUGAUCAACGUGCGGAAGGAGAAGCCGGUGCUGUAUGAGGAGUGCGUGAGGUUCUCGGGGACCUUCCCCUAUGACAAGACGAUAUUCAGAUGUAACGGGGGGCUGGGGACGCCGGGGCAGUUCGUCUACAUCAGGGAUGACCGGCAGACGCAGGAGUACCUUGAACUCUGUGAGGUCCAGGUCUUCGCCUCUCGAGUUCCUUCCAAGCCGAACAACCUGCGAGUGGUGGAUCGGACGCCGACGACCAUCACCCUCAAGUGGGAUCAGCCCCGUUUCGGCAACAAGUUCAUCAUCGGCUACGAGUUGUACUUGAACGACACCUAUUCGAAGGAAGUGAAUCGCAGAAGCAUUCCUGUCGUGGAAGAGUACCUCCUCAGCCUUCAUCCGAACAAUCAAUACUUCAUUUGGCUCGCUGCGAAAAGCAAGGAGGGCGAAGGUGCAUCCACUCCUCCCUUGCAGGUCUCCACACAGGAGUACGACCGGGUGCCAUGUGGAGACCCCGAGCAGCCGAUCAACGGAAACGUGAAACGGACGGAGAACCAAGCUCAUUACUCCUGCCUCCCCGGCUUCACCUUGAAGGGGGAGACGGUGCGGAACUGCCUGGCUGACGGACAGUGGUCAUCCUCGCCUCCGACGUGUUUCGAGCAAGAGUGCGAAGCGCCGGUGAAGAUCGAGAAUGGGUUCUUGCUCGACCCCGACUUCAAAGGCAGAUACGUGUUCGGGCUUCGGGUCAUCUACGAGUGUAACCCUGGGUUUCUUCUCUUCGGAAAUGCCACGAUGACCUGCGGUCCUCUUGGGGUCUGGUCCGGGUCUGUGCCGCAGUGCAGGAAGGUGCAGUGUCCGGCUCCACCGUCAUUCGCGAAUGCGAGAUUGAUCCUUCCCGACGGAUCCACCGAAUGGGAGGCCGUUGCUGUUUAUCGAUGUGAUCCUGGAUUCAUCCUGCCGGAUGGCGGAAGGGAGGUGAAGAUCCUAUGCAUCGACUCGGGGGAGUGGGAGUCGGUCGUGGUGGACUGCAUGAGCGAGACAAGGGAGGACCGAGGACGGAGUCGGGGGACAGAGGUGCGCCGCACGAACAACGACCACAAGAGUGCGAAGGAGGUGAGGGAAGGGGAGGCGGUUGAAGGAGGGGGGGAAGUGACGGGGAGACUGAAGGAGGCGCCGAAGGUGGACGUCAUUAUGGGGAUCAUCGCCACGACCGUCGUGCUGUGUCUCGUUGUGGCCAUCAUGGGAUAUUUCUUUCUCAAGCGCAGGCGGUCGCGAGUUAACGAGAAGGAAAGCGUGCCAAAGCUGCGCUCCAUCCCACGCUGCCCCGGCAUCGAGGCCCGCGACAACCUCUCCGACGAGGUCUACACCCCGACUCGCAGCCAUCUCUCCUCGACCGCCGGCGCGGGCCAGACCGCAGCGACAGGCGACUACGACUCCCUGGAGCCGAUCUCCAUCUACCACUCGAUGGACUCUUCCAUCUCGGACGGCUCGUCCUCCGUCAACGACAAUCCCUCUCCCAUCUACGACGUGCCGGGGAAGGGACAGUCGGACCGGGAGCAUCGAUACCAGAACCUCCCGGUCCUGAAGCCCCUCCACACCCCCAAGGGCACCACGAUGCCCGACGUCAUGGUGUCGACGAACGUCCCUGCAGACAUCAUCGCCCUCUACGCCAAAGUGAACAAGUCGAAGAAGACCAAGACGAAGGGAUCGGAAGCGCCAAACGACCCACCCAAAUCCCCUAGUCCCUCCCGCUACGACCCGAUCCCCGCUCACUCCCGUCCCAACCCGGACUACGAGACCCUGGACGAAGACCAACAAAAGCAGGAAGAGGAUGUCAUCUACGCCGAGAUCGACGUCCCGACCCGCGAAACCGAUCGCCAUCAGUCACACGAGGAACGAGAUGGACGAGCCCAUUCCAAUAGUGGGCCUCCUUUCGUUUAA
Molecule: messenger RNA, 3282 nt
Organism: Darwinula stevensoni
Lineage: Eukaryota; Metazoa; Arthropoda; Ostracoda; Podocopida; Darwinulidae
Source: the annotation of a GenBank genome assembly